This is a messenger RNA of Aspergillus ruber CBS 135680, 768 nucleotides long. RefSeq lists its product as uncharacterized. The transcript is spliced from 2 exons. Bases 1 to 768 code for a protein of 255 amino acids. The record is from RefSeq and is a predicted model, not a curated record. Lineage: Eukaryota; Fungi; Ascomycota; Eurotiomycetes; Eurotiales; Aspergillaceae.
AUGGCUUACAACGGCACCUCCAAAGAGACAGCGCCGAACACUUGGCUGCACCUGAACGGCACUGCGGACCAGAUUCUUGACCGCUACUGCGUCAGCGAACUAGUCCGAGGUUGGCCGUUGUAUAUGGAUUACUCGGAAUGGAAGAACUACCGCAACUGUUUCACGGAUGACGCCUGGGUGCUCACCUUGUGCAGCAAAGGUUCCCAGCACAUUGAUAACUUCGUCAAGAACUCCCAAAAAGGCCGCCAGGAUGGGGUCUUCAUGGCACACCGCGAACUCGGCACCCUUGUCGAUCUCAACCCCAGCACCAACCGUGCCGUCGGCAAGAUGAAAGUCACUAUCACUGAGCGCUUCAUCGACCCUCUCACGAAAAUUGAGUACGAUGUCGACUGUGACGCGCGCUUCAUCACGUAUUGCGUGAAGAUCCCGGCCCCUUCGAACGCUGGCGAUCCUAUCCCAGGCACUGGACUAGGCCCGCGCGCGAGUUCAGGUGGAUGGAAGAUCCAGUUUGUGAAGCUUAUCUAUGAGAAGGAUAAGGUUGUCCCUGUGGAUGGGAAGAGUGUGCCUGCGUUUUCAAAGGAGGAGCUGGACAAAUAUCAGUAUGCGCAUCGGUAUUUGGCGGCUGCGCGGGCAAGGAACGGUGAAAAUCCUAGGGAAGACAUGUCGACGUUGAUUGAGACCGAGCAGUUUUGGAACAUCUAUCGUGCUAUUGACGAGUGGCUGAAUGGGCAGGAUGUGUCAGAUGUGAAGAAGACAUUGGGGAUUUGA